Messenger RNA from Oryzias melastigma (Indian medaka), 1876 nucleotides. RefSeq names its product zinc finger protein 569. The coding region runs from base 63 to 1814 and encodes 583 amino acids. Gene Ontology annotation, molecular function: DNA-binding transcription factor activity; RNA polymerase II cis-regulatory region sequence-specific DNA binding. The transcript is spliced from 6 exons. The record is from RefSeq and is a predicted model, not a curated record. Lineage: Eukaryota; Metazoa; Chordata; Actinopteri; Beloniformes; Adrianichthyidae. Gene Ontology annotation, biological process: regulation of transcription by RNA polymerase II.
GUAACAUUCAAAGGCGGACCGCAGUCGGACUGUAAACAAACGGGUGUUUGACUCCCGCGGAGAUGGACGCUGAGGCUCCGGGGAGAGGCUCCAGGGCCGCGGCGCUGCGGAGCUUCGUGGCGGAGCGGCUCUCCGCCGCCUCCCGGGAGAUCCUAGCGGCCGUGUGUACGGCGGUGGCCGUGUACGAGGAGGAGGCCUCGGGCUUCAGAGAGGAGCUCCACCGGCAGAGGAAGCAGCUCCUGGAGCUCCAGCGGACCUCAGAGACCUCCGUUAGAAACGGUAGAAAUGAACGCGGAAGUCCCGGAAGUACGAACCGAAGCCCGUACUCGCAGUGCAGCAAACAGCAGGACUCCCCGGAGGAAGAGGAGGCUGAGGAUGAAGAGACCUCACAGCACGUGGACUCUCCUGGCUCCUUAAGCUCCUCAGCUGACCGGAGCACAGGCGUGAGGAAGAGGAGGCCCGGCAGACCUCGAGUCUGCACACAUGACAGCAGCGUAGACCUCAACAUCAGAGUCCUGGAGGACUCCAGCAUCCGGCAGCUCUCCAAAAACGUGAUGAAGAACCGUCCCGUCGUCCCGCUGACGUGUCCUCGAGGCCUCCAGGAGAAGGACUUCCUGAACCUGUUGAGGUCUUCGGUUCCUGGACUGUCUGACAAACCCUUUGACCUCCUGACCUCAGACAGAAGGCGGAGACUGAAGCCUCUGAAGCUGAGGACGCCGGCGGAGAUCCACCGAGUCUUCGGCUGCGCGGGUGUCCGAGUGUCCACGCUCUACGUCAGACUGAAGACCCAAGAGGAACCUCAGCAGGUCCUCCAGACUGAAAUCAGACCUUCUGUCAAUCACACUCACCUGGAGGCGGGACGGCAAACCAGAAAUGAAGAUGAAACCUGUGGGACGGCAUCUCAACAGGAAGUCGAGAUAGAAACACGUCUUCCAGGAGGACCAACAGAUGUUGAGGAUAAAGACGAGGAAGAUGGCGGCCGUUCACAAUCAGCUGAGAGUGAAGAUCAAACCAUCAAAGCAGGAGUUUUGAUCCAAGCAAAUCUUCAGGAUGGACAGAAAACUGAAGCCCGGAUCAGCACAGAGACUUUACUGUCUGAUGGAAGCAGCAGCGAUCACGCAGCAGCACACUCUGAGGAGGCUCCUCUCACCUCCUCUCAGGACCUCCUCCAGCUGGACGAGGAGCUGAAGGCUCACAGCCGAACUCGCACCAAAACCAAGACCUACAUGUGCGGCGUUUGCGGCAAAGUCCUCAGCAACAACCGCUCCCUGUCCCGCCACAAGAAGACCCACUCUGCGGAGAGACCCCACACCUGCCAGGUGUGUGGGCGGGGCUUCAAGCUGCCCACCACGCUGAAGCAGCACGAGAAGAUCCACACCCACAGGGAGCGCUCGUUCCUGUGCGACGUCUGCUGCAAGAUGUUCCUGACCAGCAAGCAGCUGCUCGUCCACAUGAGGACGCACACCAACGAGAAGCCCUUCCACUGCGAGCAGUGUGGGCGGGGCUUCACCACCCGGGGGCCGCUGACGGUGCACAUGCGCGUGCACACGGGGGAGACGCCGUACCGCUGCCCGUACUGCGGCUGGUCCUUCAAGAGGAAGACCCACCUGGACAACCACCUGGCCGUCCACACGGGCGCCAAGCCCUUCGUCUGCGGCAUCUGCGGGAAAACCUGCGCCCGCAAGACCUACCUGACCGUCCACAUGAGGACGCACAACGGCGAGAGGCCGUACAAGUGCGGCGCCUGCGGGAAAGGCUUCACUCAGAGCCACUGCCUGAAGACGCACCUGAAGAGCCACCAGGCGGCCGGCUGAGCCGGACGUCCAUGAAGACAUUUGAAUUUUUGUAAAUAAACUCAACUGAAUUGGAAAUCUGA